AUCAUUCCAAGCUGCUGCUGGAUUUGCCCCGCCAUGUUAGAGCUCUCCUGGUGCCUUCUCGCGCUGCAGCUGCUUCUCUUCCUCUUCACGCUCCGCCGUGCCGCGCGGCCCGCGCCGCCACCGCCACCGCCGCCCGCACCGGUCGACGUCGAGGCGGCGGUGGCAGAGGCGCCGCGGGCGAAGAAGGGAAAGGGGAAGCGGCAGGUGGUUCACAUUCGACCGGAGGACCGACGUCCUCCUGCAGUUCCGCCCCAGGUGCGCCCCCUGCGCCCCCGCGCCGAUGCCCGUGUGGACCCGGCGCAGCUCGUGCUGGUUGCUGGUGCUGAAGCGGCACGUGGAGCGGCAAGGGCUGCGGUGCUGAUUUUGCCGGGAGGGAACUAUGACAACUGCAACUUGAGGGGUCCUUUGGAGGUGGCGCUUUGGCUCCAAAGCUUGGGCCUCGCGGCCUACAUCUUACGCUUUCGGCUCCGGACAGAGGGACAUUUCUGGCCGGCACAGCUGGAGGAUGGCUUGGAGGCGUUGCGCCUCAUCGGCGAGGAGGUGGCAAAACGGCCGAUCGGUGUGUUGGGCUUCUCUGCCGGAGGACAUCUGGCCUCGGUGCUCGCCACUCACCACCCGCAUUUGCUGGCCUUUCAUAUCCUCAUUUAUGGCUCGACUGAUGUGGAAACGCCUGCUUGGGAUCCAUGGCUCACACGUUUGGGCUACCCGGGCAUUGACUUCAACACGGUGAAAGCGGUGAAUGCCCAGACGCCUCCAUUGUUUGCGGCCGUGAGCACGGAGGAUGAGAUCGCCUCCUACGAGGAGAACACGCGGCCCUACGUGGACGCCUGCCGGCGGUGCCGGGUGCCAGUGGAGGUGGUGCUGGCGAAGAUGGGAUCGCAUGGGCAUGGGAUGGUGGAUUUGUGGACCAAGCCCUGUGAAGCGUGGUUGCGCGCCCACCACUGGGCUCCGAAAAAAAGGAAAAGAAGUAAAUGAACACACGGCCGCUCCGAGUCAGGAUUUACAUGGAGUUACCUUUCACUCCUGUUCAACCAGCUGAUAUAAUAUAUAUAUAAUAUAUAUUAUUAUGUAAUUAUGUUCCUUCAUGAGUGUGUUUUGGGUAUGGAUGAGUUCCGUGCUCCGGACGAACUUGGGCAAGCGGACAUAGUACUCCUUGGUGUUCUUUCAACAAGUGCUGCUUGGUUAUACCAUGAUUCCGAUGGACAGACUAUCCCUUGGGAGGCUUUUUUGGGGUCAAAGCGGUUGGAGAACAUGCACCGCCUCUAACCACGCCACACCCAACAUUCAUUGAUGUCAAGAUGACGCAAGCAUAGAUUGUUCGAACACAGAGGAGACUGCAUCCAAAAAGGUACUCGCACCUGGAC
This is a messenger RNA of Durusdinium trenchii, 1364 nucleotides long. Lineage: Eukaryota; Dinophyceae; Suessiales; Symbiodiniaceae. The record is from the annotation of a GenBank genome assembly.